Messenger RNA from Solanum dulcamara, 1213 nucleotides. Its product is annotated as cinnamoyl-CoA reductase 1. The transcript is spliced from 4 exons. Gene Ontology annotation, molecular function: oxidoreductase activity, acting on the CH-OH group of donors, NAD or NADP as acceptor. The record is from RefSeq and is a predicted model, not a curated record. The coding region runs from base 102 to 1082 and encodes 326 amino acids. NCBI's taxonomy places the organism in Eukaryota, Viridiplantae, Streptophyta, Magnoliopsida, Solanales, Solanaceae.
AUUCUUGAUAUAGAAACGAUAAUUAUAAUAUCGAACCAACGUGUAAUGAAAAAUCAUGACUCUAAUGGAUUAAAUCAAAGUGGGAUUAGAAGGAUAAAACAAUGUCUAACGAAAAACCACCGGUUUGCGUCACCGGAGCCAACGGAUUCAUCGGUUCAUGGGUGGUUCAGACGCUCCUCAAUCGUGGCUACACCACCAUCCACGUCGCUAUCUUCCCCGGUUCCGAUCCUUCUCACCUCUACUCUCUCGACGGCGCGUCUAACCCUGGCGUGAGAAUUUUGGUGCACGAAGUCAACAUCCUUGACGCCGAUGCGGUCUCCAGAGCAAUUGAAGGAUGCGGCGGUGGGGGAGUUUUCCACGUGGCGUCUCCGUGUACGCUGGAGGACCCUGUGGACCCGCAGAAGGAGCUGGUGGAGCCGGCCGUACAGGGUACGAUCAAUGUGCUCACAGCAGCGAAGAAGUUUAAUGUUCGGCGCGUGGUGCUCACUUCCUCCAUUUCCGCCAUGGUUCCUAAUCCUGGUUGGCCCAAAAAUAAGGUCUUCGAUGAGUCGUCGUGGACUGAUGUUGACUACUGCAAGUCUCGACAGAAAUGGUACCCAGUCUCAAAGACACUUGCUGAGAAGGCUGCAUGGGAAUUUGCUGAGAAGAAUGGAGUGGAUGUGGUAGCAAUUAAUCCAGCUACAUGUCUUGGACAACUUCUCCAACCUGGUCUGAAUGCAAGCUGCGCUGUUUUGCAACAACUGCUUCAGGGAUAUACAGAUACCCAAGAGCAUCAUUGGUUAGGGGCUGUGCACGUCAAAGAUGUGGCAGCGGCACAGAUUUUGUUAUUUGAGAGCCCUCAUGCUUCUGGGAGAUACCUAUGUACCAAUGGCAUUUACCAGUUUGGUGAUUUCGCUGACAGAGUCUCAAAACUUUCCCCUGAAUUCCCUGUCCACAGGUUCACAGGGGAGACCCAGCCAGGCUUGGUGGCUUGCAAAGAUGCUGCAAAAAAAUUGAUUGAUUUGGGACUAAUUCUCACACCAGUUGAAGAUGCUAUUAAGGAUACAGUGGAUAGCCUUGAAGCCAAAGGCUUCCUCAAUUAAUUAUCUUGAUCCCACUUGCUUUUGGAAAUUCACAUGAUCCUCUUUUUGCUUACAUGGAUUCAUAAUAAACCAUUAAAUGAAUAAUUUAUUAGUAUCUGUCUUUUUGGGUAAUUUAAUUCAUUUAUUAGAAA